AUGGCAGCUGCAAGGACCUUGCUUUACUCCUCUCACAGCAAAACAUUCUUCUUCCCAUUUUCAAAUUGUUGCAAAAAACUACACAGACCCAUCAGUAAUAAGAAUCCUAGCUUCAUCCCUAUAAGGUGCUUGCAGUCAGCCCAGCAAAAUGCCUUCACUACCAAUCACCCAAUGCGCAGCCGUUCCAGCGUGGUUGACAUCCUCGAAGAAAGGGGCUUGCUUGAAUCCAUCACCAGUGACAAUCUCAGGUCUAUCUCUACAGCUAGUACUCUCAAAGUUUACUGUGGUUUUGACCCAACUGCUGAGAGUUUGCACUUAGGUAACCUUUUGGGAAUAAUUGUUCUCUCCUGGUUUCAAAGGUGCGGCCAUAAAGCUGUCGCCUUGAUUGGCGGCGCCACCGCCAGAAUUGGAGACCCAUCUGGCAAAAGCCUGGAAAGGCCUGAGCUUGACGCUGAUACUUUAGAAAAAAACACACAAGGGAUUACCGAUGUAGUUUCAAGAAUCUUGAAUAUGAAUAGCAGUGGUAAUGUUAAUGGUGAUGUCAGUCGUUUGAAUUCAAGUUCUCUCUUUGUGGUUAUGAAUAAUUAUGAUUGGUGGAAAGAGGUUAUGUUGCUUGAUUUUUUGAAACAAGUAGGGAGAUUUGCAAGGGUGGGGACUAUGAUGGGCAAAGAGAGUGUAAAGAAGAGGCUUGAAUCAGAGCAAGGAAUGAGUUAUACUGAAUUCACUUACCAGCUUUUGCAGGGUUAUGAUUUUUUAUAUCUUUAUCAAAAUGAGGGUGUUAAUGUUCAGAUUGGAGGAAGUGAUCAAUGGGGCAAUAUAACUGCUGGUACUGAACUUAUUAGAAAGAUUCUUCAGCCAGAUGGGGAUGUGGCUUAUGGCCUGACAUUCCCUCUUCUAUUGAAAAGUGAUGGCACUAAAUUUGGGAAAUCAGAGGAUGGUGCCAUUUGGCUUUCACCAUCGUUGUUAUCUCCGUACAAGUUCUACCAGUACUUCUUUUCGGUCCCGGAUGCUGAUGUUAUUAGGUUCUUAAAGAUACUUACUUUCUUGGAUUUAGAGCAGAUUGAUGAGUUGGAGAGGGAAAUGAAGAGACCUGGCUAUGCCCCAAACACUGCUCAGAGGAAGCUGGCUGAACAGGUCACUUAUUUUGUUCAUGGGGAGGAUGGACUUAAUGAGGCUCUCAAGGCAACUGAGGCUUUGCGACCUGGAGCUGAGACCAAGUUGGAUUGGAAGACCAUUGAGGGCAUUGCUGAAGAUGUGCCUUCCUGUUCUUUGGCCUAUGACCAAGUUCUCAAUAUCUCUCUUGUUGAUCUUUCUGUUUCUGCUGGUCUGCUUGAUAGUAAAUCAGCUGCCCGCCGUCUGUUAAAGCAAGGAGGGCUUUACUUGAACAACAGCAGAGUUGAUAGUGAAGCUAAAAGAAUUGAAUCUCAAGACAUUGUAGAUGGAAAAGUUCUACUUUUAUCUGCGGGCAAGAAGAACAAGGUCAUUGUACGAAUAUCUUGA
Messenger RNA from Dovyalis caffra, 1500 nucleotides. The record is from the annotation of a GenBank genome assembly. NCBI's taxonomy places the organism in Eukaryota, Viridiplantae, Streptophyta, Magnoliopsida, Malpighiales, Salicaceae.